Messenger RNA from Carassius gibelio (silver crucian carp), 5328 nucleotides. Its product is annotated as integrin alpha-3. Gene Ontology annotation, biological process: cell-cell adhesion; cell-matrix adhesion; leukocyte migration. Gene Ontology annotation, molecular function: integrin binding. Lineage: Eukaryota; Metazoa; Chordata; Actinopteri; Cypriniformes; Cyprinidae. Bases 256 to 3462 code for a protein of 1068 amino acids. The record is from RefSeq and is a predicted model, not a curated record. Gene Ontology annotation, cellular component: external side of plasma membrane; integrin complex. The transcript is spliced from 25 exons.
AUUAUUAUAACAGAAUGCAAGUGUGAGCCAGUCCGUCUUCUCUUCUAUCAAGGUGCUCUUGCGCGCUCUCUGUAUUUCAAUGUCCUCCAGUUAAUGUUUUCACCGAUGACUGGCGCGAACCCCGGAAGAAAGAAUGACGAAAAUGAGCAAUCAGUUCAGAGCGUCUGACAAAUCCGCUCCUGUCCAGACGCUAGCGGACUCAACUUCCCCCGCUCUCUGUUUCUGUCUCGCCUAACAGAAACACUGGAGUGAAACAUGAACGAAUUUCACCGGCAAAGACUCGGUAAAAACGCGGUUGUCCUGCUGCUCGUGAUGAGCGCCGCUCGCUGCUGUCAAGCGUUCAACUUGGAUGUGAGGUUUCCAGUCGUCAAAGAGGGAAAAACAGCUGGCAGUUUGUUUGGACUUUCCGUUGCACUACACGAGCAGCUCGUAGGAGAGAAAAGACACCUACUUCUUGUAGGAGCACCGAAGGAGAAAGCAGAGUCGCAAAUGUCAGCCAAUGAGACUGGAGAUGUGUAUGCCUGCCCAAUCACCACAGACCACAAAGACUGCAAAAGACUGAACCUUCUCAGCUCGGAUCCUGAUAACAUAAAUGAUAUGAUGGAUGGGAUGUGGCUAGGUGUGUCGUUAGCCAGUCAGAGUCAACCAGGGGGACGUGUCCUGGCCUGUGGCCAUCGUUAUAUACGAAACAUGUCAACCAACUUUCGGAUGAUUGGGAAGUGCUAUGUUCGUGGAAAUGAUUUAAAAUAUAACCAGGCAGACUAUCAGUGGCAGUCAAACAAGGAGGUGUGUGACCCCACAAAUAAUAAGGAUAGAGAAGGCAUGUGUCUUGCUGGGAUGUCUGCUGCCAUCACUCAGACUGAGAUCUUCCUGGGUGCACCUGGAUGCUUCAACUGGCAAGGAAACACAUUUUCACAGUGGCAUAACCCUGCAGAUAAUUAUGAUGACGUUAAGAGCAAGAUUCUGGACUUGAAUAGAGGGAAUAUUUACAUUGGUUACUCUAUAGCUGUGGGUCAAGGUGUGUUGAGCAAAGACAAAAUAACAGUGGUAACAGGAGCUCCAAGAGAUGAGGCCAGAGGAUCUGUGAUGAUGGGUGAAGUUCAUAAAGGGUCUCCUGAAGGAGAAGUCAAAAUAAACGCAAGUGUCACGGGAGAACAAGUUGGGUCCUAUUUUGGCAGCAGCGUUGCUAUUGUUGACCUUAACAAUGAUGGUUGGAAGGAUCUGAUUGUUGGAGCCCCUUUCUAUUUCGACCGGAGAAACGACGGAAAAGGGGGGGCAGUGUAUGUCUAUAUGAACCAGGGCGGCUCCUUUAGUAACAAAGCUGACGUGGUGCUCACUGGGCCUAAGGACUCAGCUUUCGGCAUGGCUGUUGUUGCUAUUGGUGAUGUUAACCAGGAUAGCUUUCAAGAUUUUGCUGUUGGUGCUCCAUAUCAUAAUACAGGCAGAGUAUCGAUAUGGAUGGGCAGCAAACUGGGUAUUUCCCAAACACCUAGUCAGGUCAUUGAUGGAAAAGACAUCCCCGGUGGUGGGUUCCACACGUUUGGUUAUUCCAUCAGUGGUGGUGUGGAUGUGGACAGGAACAGUUACCCAGACAUAGCGGUUGGAUCAUUAGAUGACCGCGUGGUCUUGCUAAGAGCACGUCCUGUGAUUCACCUAAAGAGUUAUCUCACUGUGACACCGGAGGUUAUCAAACCAGAGGAGUGUGAUGACUGUAUUGAAGCAAAGGUCUGUUUGUCCUACACAUUCAGCACUGCCAGUGCCAGUUCCCAGAAGAGUAUCACCUUUCAAUAUACAGUGGAAGCCGAUCAGCAAUCGUCUCGGAGCCCUCGUGUUCAAUUCCUUGACGACAAAGUUUCCAAACACACUGGCGAAAUGUCUGUUGCUGCUUCUGAAGUUUGUCGUUCUCUGAAACUCAAGCUAGUGUCCAAGACGAUCCAAGACAAGGUUGCUCCGAUAGUUUUCUUGCUGAGCGUGUCUUUGGUGGAGCCUGUUCCCUCCAGCGGGCAGAAACUAGAAGACAUCAAUGCCUUUCCUGUGAUCAGCCAGAAAGAUGCUCAGCCUAAAAGAGCUGAGAUUCACAUUCAGAAAGCCUGUGGAUCAGAUAACAAAUGUGAGAGCAACCUUCAGAUGACGGCUGCAUUCACAGAUGAGCAGAACACACCGUUUCCCACGAGGAAUGGCCAGCAGCUCCUUCUUUACACUACUGAGGUGAAGAAGCUGAAGUUGAUGGUGAAUGUGUCCAAUGUCCCAUCUCAGGACAGGAUAGCAGAAGAUGCUUACAAUGCUUUUCUAAAUGUCACCUUUCCCGCCUCGCUCAGCUUCUCCAGCGUAAACCCCAAGAUCUUGAUAUGUGAACCGUCUGAUGGGGCGGUUCUGUGUACACUGGGGGACCCCUUCAAAAGUCAUCAGAGCGUGGAGUUUGAGAUCAUCUUUGAAACGACAGGAAUCACAAUAGGCAUGCAGGAGAUUCAGACUGAACUGCGGCUCUCAACGCGGAGCGAUCAGAAUGAUCUACGGCCCCUGUCGAGAGUACUGAUGGUGGAGUACGAACUAAAGCCCUUCUUUAUCCUUUCAAACCAGUUUAACACAGAAUUCAGUGGGAAAGUGAAAGCAGAAUCAGCCAUGAAAAGUACCAGUGACAUUGGAAGCCCAGUGGAAUUCAACUUGACGGUGACUCUUUCUGGAAAACCUCUGGGAAAUCUGGGGUAUCUGGAAGUGGUCUUUCAGUGGCCUUAUGCUGUAGCUAAUCGGAAGUGGCUGCUUUAUCUGUCAGAGAUUGAGAUGACGGGAACCUCCGAGCCAUUCUGUGUCCCUGAAAAUAAAGUUGUAAACCCCCUUAAUCUGGAUGUGUCAGAGCGCAAGACUAGAAGGAGGAAAAGAGACGUGAGCUCCUUAAAGUCUGAACAGAUCCUCCUGAAGCUGCAGGCCGUCCAGAGGACACCUUCUGCCAGCCUGGACUGUGACUCAGGUACGGCCCUCUGUCAGACCUUCACCUGCCCCUUGCUGGGCAUGGACACCUCGGCCAAUCUCACGGUCCGAGCACGCGUAUGGAACAGCACGAUGCUUGAGGACUACAAGGGUGCAGGAGUAUUUGUGACCGGUAGAGCCACACUGAGUCUAAAAACAGACAAACCAAGCAUCAGGAUGAGCAAUAACACCCGUGAGUUUACAGUAGCUAUAGACCCUGCAGAGGGGGGAGAGCUUCGGUAUGAAGUUCCUCUGUGGAUAAUCAUAGUGUCUGCGUUGGCAGGAGUGAUUCUGUUGGGACUGAUUGUCAUUUUACUGUGGAAGAGUGGCUUUUUUAAGCGGGCUGCCUACUUUCAAACUAUGCCAACAUACCAAGGCAUGAGGAUUUACAAGAAGGAACAGUACCAGGUAAACCAGGGCUUUUUAAUAGUGGACACCACAAAAAAUAAGAAACACUGGAUCACAAGCUGGACUGAAAAGACACAGUACUACUGAUGAAAGCACUCUUACAUUGUCUCUUUUAAGCAGUGGAAUGGACUUUACCCAAACAAUACCUGAUUUGAUUUGAACAACUUCUGGGUAUCAGAUAUAAUUGAAAAUGUUCAUUCAAAACUCUCAAACAUGAACUGAUUGUCCUGAAGACUAUGUGUGAGAUUACAUAUUGUAUUGGUGUUUAUUUUGGUUACAGUUUUUCAACAGAAUACAUGUAUUAUGUAUGCUGACGGGCUCAAUGAUAAGGAUUUUCCCUGCUGGCUCAGUAGUUCAGAUUUGUGCUUGGCCUGCCAACAUUUUAACUGUCACCCACCACAAAGGAAAGGAUCCAUUUUUAUAUUUAUGCUCUUAAAAAGGAAGGUUCUUCGUUGGCAUCUAUGGUUCCAUGAAGAACCUUUAACAUCCACGGAAUCCUUCCAGUGCACAAAUGAUUCUUUAUAGUGGAAGAAUGUUAUUUUAAAAGUUCUUUACACUAAGAAUUUUUUUUUUUUUUUAAGAGGGUUCUACUGAAAAUUUCUCUGGGGAAUCCAAAUAGUUCUUAUAUGGAAUCACAGCAAAACCCGCUAUAGUAACCUUUCUUUUUAAGAGAAUAGCAAUGUGUUUUUACUGUAUAUUUGCUAUAAAUAUUUUUUCAUUAAAUGUUACAUUUUAUUUUUUUAUUGAGUAAAAUUAUUUGAUUAUGAUUGCAAGACAACAACAUGCAACAAGCUGGAAGUGAUUCAGCUAAAAUGUAAUGUAAUUCAUUUCUGCUGAAAAACAAUGGCUUACACGUACAAUUUCCUAGCAAUUUCUGAGUGAAAAUGUUUGUUUGUUUUGUCAAAGUACAAAGAAAUGGCAAGUAAUGAAUUGAAUUAAACAUGACAUUUUAAAGUAAAAAAAAGUCAUAAAUAGUAUUUUUAAGGUGUACUCCAGUAAUCUUUUACAUUUAUUUUUUUAUAACUUCGAAAAAUUAUUUUUAUAGUGUAGCCUACAGUGCAAAACAUAUUGGCAUGUAGUUUUCAACACAUUUUGAUUCUGUCAAGUCAUUUUAUUUUCAGAUUUAACAAAAAUGUAUAUUUGUUGACCAACAAGAUGAAUACAGCCAAACGCUUAAGUGUGAAAUUCAUAAUAAUGGAUGUACAAAACUAAUGAUUUGUGAAUUUGAAAUCAGUAUAAAAUUGUCAUCCACUUUUCUAGUGGGUCAUCCUUGUUGUUAAGGUCUGUGUUGUUUGGUUUUCGUUCUUUCGCUUUUGUCUGUGUGAAGACUUGUAUGUUAUGUGCCCUGUAACUGAAAAUAGCACUGUAUUUUCUCUUCGACUUUCUAAUAAUGGUCAAAUCUGUUGGCCAGUCGUGACUCACUAUCCCUAUCAUUCGGUUCUUGCUUUAUAUAUUUUUAUCUUGCAUCAGGUCACGUUCAUGUGUAAAAAAGACUCAACAUAUGAAUGUGAAUCAUUCAGUGCAGGACAGCAAACAGACACAAAUACUCCUAGCCUAUGCAAUUGGGACAGUGCCUAAUUUCAAAUUCAGCCUCCUUUAGUGAGGUGGACAUAUAUGUGUGUUACAUGCCCUGAUUUUUGUUCAUUUUACAGUCAAGUUUUAGAUCUUGUUGGGGAUUAUGUCAGUUUUAAAUAUAACUAUGAAAUUUGUCAUGAUUUUGUGGGUAUGUUUAUACUCCAGUGAUUUAUAUUUGUAUUUAAAAUGUUUUUAUAAGUGGAUGUUGUUUACAUGUCUAACAUAAACAUUCAUUUGGUGCAAAUAAGUCCUGUGCUCAAGUGUUAACAGACUUGUCAAUUUACGCAGCUUAAUGUAAAGGCUGUGUGCAUUAAUUAGCUCUAAACUCUGCGUUAGGUAUUAGGCUAAAUAAAUAAAUAAAGUGAUGGCUUAAUAAAA